Molecule: messenger RNA, 745 nt
Organism: Arabidopsis lyrata subsp. lyrata
Lineage: Eukaryota; Viridiplantae; Streptophyta; Magnoliopsida; Brassicales; Brassicaceae
Product: cyclin-dependent protein kinase inhibitor SMR11
Exons: 2
Coding region: 68-499 (143 amino acids)
Source: RefSeq, a predicted model, not a curated record
AAUAUAAAUACAAAAAAUCCCUAAAAAAUGGCGCAAACAAAAGCAAGGGCCGUCAGAUUCGAUUAUUAUGGAGCAAGAAGAACCAUGUGAAGCAAAAGAAACAGCUUCUUCGAUAGAGCCCAAAACACCAAACCCUAAUGUCCCAGAUUCGAUUCCGGCUAUCGAUUCUGAUUCUUCUCUAUCGGAAGAAGAAAUAACCACAAAGAAAGACAGAGGAAUCGUCACUUUGUCUCCUUUGUGUAUUGAUUCUGUUUCAGUCUCAGAUUGUGUUUUGGUAUCUGAUGAAGAAAUUAUAGAGUCAAUUUAUCAGAAUCUGUUGAGAGUUAUUGUCUCUGCUUCUUCUACUGAGAUUUGGUGUUUUGAUGGUUGUAAGACACCACCUCCUUCGUCUCGGAAUCUCGAUUCGAAUAUGGUUAGUGAUACUUGUCCUGGAGCUCCUAUGAAGCUCACUAAGAUAGCUAGGAAUAUUGAUUCUGGAUUAAGAAGAAAACUCUUCUGAGUAUCUGACCUUGAAUUUGUUGUUGUGGUGUGACCUUGUUGUAGUAGCUAUAAGAGCUUUAGAGGUUAUAACUCUUAUGACUCUUGAUUUGACUUUUGUUUGUACAGUCUUCUUAGGUUUUUUAUGUGUAAUUGCUAGCUAAAGCUAGUUGUUGUGGGAGACAUUCAGUUUUUGUUCUUUCUUUCUUGUCUGUAAUUUAUGAAUGGUGAGGAAUCUAUAAUAAGUUUCAACUUUUCCUCUUUUGAA